Molecule: messenger RNA, 489 nt
Organism: Saprolegnia parasitica CBS 223.65
Lineage: Eukaryota; Oomycota; Saprolegniomycetes; Saprolegniales; Saprolegniaceae
Exons: 1
Biological process (GO): intracellular signal transduction
Source: RefSeq, a predicted model, not a curated record
AUGGGCAUCAAGGCAACGACGACGUGGCUGUACAUCGCGGCGGCGAUGGCACUGCUCGCGUACUCGGUGGACCCAGCGGCAACCUAUGAAUGGCUGCUAUCGUCGACACCGCAUCACAAGCCUGUCACUGUCUACGCCAACGGCAAGUCCACCAACGGCAUCGCCGUCGCGCUCCCUCCGGCGCUCGUGCCGUCGGGUGUCGCGCUCGCCGCCUAUCUCUCGACGCUUGUUGAAGUCGAAGGCCUCGCUAACCACGCGACGCCAGUGGUAGCUGACCGCGUAUACACGGGCAAUGGCCACCUCGUCAACUCGUACGACGACAUUGCCGCCGGGGACCGUCUCUACCUUGUGGCCCCGGGCCUGCUUUUUGUAUGGCCGUUCGUAAGACCCGGCCACCGCGUGUUUAUCGAGUCCACGCAGAGCCCCACAAACACGCCGCUCAUUCUCGAGUCGUGGACCGAGUCGCCGCGCGUCUUCCACGUGCACCAC